AUGUCUCCACCUAAAAAUUAUCCAAUGUUCAACAAGAAUCAAAAACGUUCACGCUCAGAAACGGGAUCGGAUAAAGACUCAGAAAAUGAUGAAGCUUCAAUGAUGGAUGUGCUAAAAGCAAUCAAACGUGAUACUUCAGGAAUUGAAAAAAAUAAAGAAGAAAUUCAAAAAAUCCGUCAAGACCUUGAAGUGAAAUUUGGAAAUAUGGACGAAAAAAUUAAUAAUGUCUCAUCUAAAGUUGAUCACGUCGAUGAAGAAUUGAAAAUACUACGGAAUGAAGUUGAACAGAAUAAAUUGUUAAAUUAUAUGGAUAUCACUGGUGUGGAAAAAUCGCUAGCUGAGACACAUGACAACAACUUAAAAGCUUUUGUCAUCAAGAUUUUAAUCGACCACAAUAUUAAUGGAGAAUCAAGUUCAAUUACUAGAGUUUACAAAAGGCUUAUCAAAGGAGGAUCGGCAGUUGUUAUAGUUGCGAUUUUCAAGAGUUUUGAGGACAAAUUGGCAGUAAUGAAGAAGAAAAGGGAGUCGAAAACCAAAAGCAACAUUUAUUUUGACCACUCCAUGACCGUUGAAACUCGAAAAUUAUUUAUGACAGCAAAGAGAACGAGUAAAGAUAUUGGAGGGAAAAUAUUCAUGAUCAGCGGGAAAAUCUUCGCGAUUAAUCAAUUUUAUACAAAUCCCAAUGAAGUUGCAAAUGAUAAAGGAAAUAUUGAGAAAGAUUUGAACUUUUUUCAUCUUAAUGUUAGAGGAAUCAGCAAUAUUAACAAAUUCUUAGAAAUUUACUUGCUGAUUAAAUCUUUAGAAAUCAAAUUUGAUGUCAUUAUCUUCUCAGAAGUAAAACUAAAGAAAAGUUUUCCUAUCCAACUUUAUAAUAUUCCAGGAUACUUAAGAUAUGCGAAGUUAAGAUCAGAAGAAGGAGGUGGAGGCGUUAUCGUUUUCAUAAGUGACAACUUUGUUGUUACUCAUAUCGAACAAACAAAUAUAGGAUUCGAAAAACUGAAAUUAGCUAUUUGUAUGGAUAAGAAGAAAAUCAAUAUUUUAGCUUAUUAUCGACCGCCUAUCAAUAGCAAUAUUAAAAACUUUUUAAACGAUAUUGAAGAAGAAGUUUCAUCAAUUAGCGCAAACACAAUAAUUGUAGGUGACAUCAACAUAAACAGUUAUUCUUUAAGUGUUAGAGAGUUCAACAAUGAUUUAAUCUCUCGGCAGUACAACGAGCUUUUAACAAGUUAUAACUUCAGAAUUAUCAACAACUUACCAACAAGAAUGAUGAGUGGAAAAACAAUUGAUCAUUUUAUCACGAACUUGCAUAGCCAUGAAAUAACAUCAAUAACAUUGGAGAUUGAUCCGCUGAUUUCUGAUCAUUGUGCAUUGAUUUCUACGAUAAAAUUUCCACAUAUGAAGGCGAGGAAAAGCUCAGUGAUUGAGCGAAGUAUUAUCGAUUAUGAUAAAUUAGCAGAAAACUUUCAUGAUAUUAAUGUUGACUGUGAAAAUUGUAAUGAUUCUAACAAAAUCACAGAAAUUAUCAUAAAUGAAGUGAAAGCAGCAACAUUUUUGUCAACCAAGACAUUGAAAUUUAAAGUUAAAAACUCAGACAAAAUAAAUGAGUGGGCGUCAACACAAUUGAUGGCUACAAUUAUAAAAAAGAAUAAAUUACUUACCAAAAGAAGGAAAAAUCCCAACAAUCAAAUGAUCCAAGAAGAACUUCAAAAAGUCAGCCAAAAAUUGAAAAUAUUAUCAGCGUCAGAUUUUGCAAAUUUCAUAAGACAGAAAGUGAACGUAUCAGACUCAAGGAAACUUUGGAGAAAUCUCAAUGUGAUCCUGGGACGUUCAAAACAAGAUUAUGUGGAGGAAAUUGAGGACGAACUGGGAACAAAAUUCAAAAAUAAGAAAGAAAUAGCUGAAAAAUUCAACAAUUAUUUCACAACGUGCGCUGACAAGUUGAUUAAUUCUUUUAAGGAAGUUGACCAGCCACAGCAAGUUGAAAGGCAUGUUGGAAAAUCAAUUGUGUUCAUUCCACCAAACAGCAAAGAAAUUGAAAUUAUAAUUAAUCAAUUGAAAUCCAAUUCAGCUGCCGGAUAUGACGAAAUUACUCCGAAGAUAUUUCCUGGUGUAAUUGAUAUAGGAAAUAAAGAAAAAAUUACAAGAACAUCAUCGAUCAAAUACCUGGGAAUACAUUUGAAUGAGUUUCUUAAAUGGUCAGAACAUAUUAAAUCACUCGAAAAUAAAGUUGCUUCAUCGAAUGGAAUUCUUUGGAAACUUAGAUUUAUGCUACCGAUACACAUCAAAAAGCUCAUUUAUGACACUCUCAUUCAAUCACAUCUUGCUUUUAUGAUACAAGUUUGGGGAUUCACAAUGUACAGAGAAAUCUCUAAUUUGCAAAUCCUCCAAAACAAAGCGCUCACAAACACCUACAACUUACCAAAUCGCACAAAUCGAGUCCAAAUGUAUACUCAUCAAGUUGAAUCGCACUUGCCGUUACGAGGAAUUGCGAUUCUAAGCACUGCAUGUUACAUUUACAAAAGCAUCAAAGGUCACACGCUUUCCAACAUCAUUUAUGAAAAAUCGGGUGAAAACAAAAGUAACAUGACACUCCGAAACGAAUUAUCACUUCGACCAACAAAGAAAAAAACUGAAUAUGGAGCCAAAGCAUUUGAAAAUAUUGGACCAACAAUCUACAACAAAAUCCCGCUAGAAAUAAAGCAAAGCAAACAUCAGCAUGCAUUUAAAUGGUGCACACGAUGUUUUCUUAGGAAUGAAACGUUCAUAUCUUCAUGUUUUGAUGCAAGCUUCUUCACUUUUCAUCUUAAAUAA
Clunio marinus is the source of this 2811-nucleotide messenger RNA. NCBI's taxonomy places the organism in Eukaryota, Metazoa, Arthropoda, Insecta, Diptera, Chironomidae. The record is from the annotation of a GenBank genome assembly.